Homalodisca vitripennis (glassy-winged sharpshooter) is the source of this 3254-nucleotide messenger RNA. Its product is annotated as protein IWS1 homolog. Lineage: Eukaryota; Metazoa; Arthropoda; Insecta; Hemiptera; Cicadellidae. The record is from RefSeq and is a predicted model, not a curated record. The coding region runs from base 166 to 3012 and encodes 948 amino acids. Gene Ontology annotation, biological process: poly(A)+ mRNA export from nucleus. Gene Ontology annotation, cellular component: nucleus. The transcript has 12 exons.
UGUAUUCCUCCUGACUCCUGUCCUGUCCAUGAUGAGAACGUGAGCUGUCUGGGGCAAUGGACGUCUGUUUGUAGAUUUUGACGUUUUGUUUGUGAUCAACUGCUGAAGACUUAGGUUUUAUUUGAAACCAUUUCUUUAUUAAAUCACUCUACCAACAGUCAAGACAUGAAUUCUAUUGAAGACAAUACACCAAUGAGUCCAAUGCAAGAAGACCAGGGUGGGGCAAGUGAUGAUGAAGAUAGAAACUCUGAUAUUUCUUCAUACUCACGCAAAUCCAGGGCAUCUCGAAGAUCAGGAUCAACUUCUCCGAUUCAGAACAGAUCAAGAUCAAAUUCAGCAUCUAACCAUGGAUCAAGAGCUUCCAAGUCUCGGUCCCGAUCUCGUUCAGGGUCUAGACUUCAGUCCCCUAUUAAUUCUAAUCCCAAUUCAAGACCAAGUUCUAUUUCUCCUCCCAGAUCCCCCUCAAAUGUUGGAUCCCCUAGAUCCAGACAUUCCUCAAAAUCAAGUACUGGGUCUAGGCAGUCAAGAUCUAGAUCAAUAUCACAGCCAAAAUCAAGGGAGGAAUCAGUUGCUUCAAGGUCUCGUUCACGUUCAAAAUCAUCAUCACCAGUAAAGGAAAAAUCAAAAUCACGUUCACCAUCAGUUUCAAGGGGAAAAUCACAUUCUAGAUCAAGGUCUAGAUCUAGAGCUAAAUCUGGUUCUCGUUCCAGAUCAGGUUCUAGAGCUAAAUCUGGAUCGCGAUCGAGAUCACCAUCAAGAGCUAAAUCUGGGUCACGGUCAAGGUCACACUCAAGAGCUAAAUCAGCAUCACGAUCAAGAUCUCCUUCAAGAGCUAAAUCUGGAUCACGGUCAAGAUCAGGCUCAAGGGCUAAAUCCAGGUCACGCUCUCGUUCAAGAUCAGUUUCUCAAGCAAAAUCAAGGUCACGUUCUAGAUCAGGUUCAAGAGUAAAAUCUAGAUCUCGAUCAAGGUCUGGGUCAAGAUCCAGAUCAGGUUCAAGGGCCAAAUCAGGUUCACGAUCACGGUCAGGUUCAAGAGCUAAGUCAGGAUCAAGAUCACGAUCAGGUUCAAGAGCUAAGUCAGGAUCAAGAUCACGGUCAGGUUCAAGGGCUAAGUCAGGAUCAAGAUCACGGUCUGGUUCAAGAGCCAAAUCUGGAUCUCGAUCUAGAUCUGGAUCUAGAGCUAAAUCUAGAUCACGUUCAGGUUCACCAGCUAAAUCCCGCUCACGCUCAAGAUCUGUUUCAAGAGCAAAAUCUGGUUCACGUUCAAGGUCAGGAUCAAGAGCAAGGUCAAGAUCAAAUUCCAGGGCUAAAUCAGGGUCAAGAUCACGGUCAGGAUCUCGUGCAAAAUCUAGGUCUCGUUCAAGAUCAGGUUCAAGAGCAAAAUCUGGAUCACGCUCAAGGUCUGGAUCAAGAGCCAGAUCUAGGUCACGAUCAAAAUCACGCUCUAGAUCACGCUCUGGAUCAGGAGGAAGGAGUGAUGAAGAAGUGAUUGAAGAACGCAGAUCAGUUGUGGACAGUGAAUCGGAAGACGAGAACAAAAAUGAAACCAAAGACAAGAAGAAACCUAGGAGUAGAGAUGGAAGUGGCAGUGAAGAUGAAAGCGUUGUCAAACCAAAGAAGAAGCGUCCAGUUGACGAAUCUGACGAUGAAGAUCAACCUGCAUCCAAGGCCAAGAAGAAGAAGAAGUCUGCUGUUUUGUCUGAAUCAGAAGAUGAGGAAGAUGGUGGUGAAAAACGGAAGCGAGCUGUCAUGUCAGAUUCAGAAGAUGAAGAAAAAAGUCCUAAGUCUGCAGAUGGCCAAAUCUACCACGCUUAUCGGUUUUUGUCGUCACAAUGGAGAAAUCCCAUCAUUUCUCCGACCAACUAUUCAUCUGAACAACUUCUCCGCACACGUGACAUUCGAAAACGAGACGCAAGAUUGGGUCAGGCUCAGAGGAUGAAGAUGGAGUUGAAGGAGAUAAUGGAAGUGAUAAGGAAGACCUGGAGGGAGAGAAGGCAGAGGAAGGAGGUGAGGGUGUUCCAGAGGGGUGCAGAAGGGGAAGAUGGAGCUGCACCUGAGGAGGGGGCAGUGCUUCCCAGCAUUUCGGAUGAAGAUUCAGACGAUGAUAGACCCAAUAGGAAUGAUGGCGGUUUUGCCUCUGACUUUGAGCUGAUGUUGUUAAAGAAGAAAGAAGAAAACACGAAAAGGAGAAAGAGAAAAGACAUAGAUAUUAUCAAUGAUAAUGAAGACAUUAUUGCACAAUUACUGUCUGAUAUGAAACAUGCAGCUGAGGAAGACAGGAAGUUAAACCAGAUGAGUAAACCGGCCACCAACAAGAUUGCAAUGUUGCCAAAAGUGAUGAGUCAGCUAAAGAAGUACGAUUUGCAGCUCACAUUCAUUGAACAGAACGUUUUGGCUGUACUGACAGACUGGCUGGCACCCAUGCCCGACCGCAGUCUACCCUCACUCCGUAUCCGAGACAGUGUGUUGCGGCUGCUCAAAGAGUUUCCCCGAGUAGACCAGUCUACACUGAAGCAAUCUGGCAUAGGAAAAGCUGUCAUGUACUUGUAUAAACACCCUAAGGAAACUAAGGAGAAUAAAGAGCUGGCCGGGAGACUAAUAAAUGAAUGGGUUCGACCCAUCUUCAAUCUUUCGACUGACUUUAAAGCCAUGAGCAGGGAAGAGAGGCAUCAGAGAGACCUGGAACAGAAACCUCAGAGAAGACGCAGUUCCGCAGACAAAGAGCCUUCCCCGGUCAAGAAACAAGAUAUUACAAAGGCCAUCCAGGGAGAGGGAGCUGUCCUGAGGCCUGGAGACAAAGGAUGGGUGGGCAGAGCUAGGGUGCCGAUUCCUUCCAACAAGGAUUAUGUAGUUAGACCCAAAUGGAAGACUGAUGUGGACAUGAGUAGGACUACUAAAAAGCAGAUGAAUAGAUUCGAGAAACAUAUGAAGAACUUCAUUGACAGCAAGAGGUUGAAACAAGCUAGACGAGCAGUUGAGAUAUCUAUAGAGGGCCGAAAAAUGGCCCUUUAGUGUAAAACUCUACUUGAAACUGGCUCGUCUGUGAUAGAUUAUGUUGACUCGACUAUUUUUCACUUUGUUUACAGUGUAAGACAAAAAUUAUAUUUUUUUCUGCGUUUGGUUUAUAUUAUAGGCUAUAUUGCCAUAUGGCUACUGUAUUAUACGGUAAUAUUUGAAAUUAUUUGUAGACUUUGUAUUGUACUGACGUAGAUUGUACCGAUAGUAAUAUCGUUUAAAUAAAUGUUGUAAAUAAA